Molecule: messenger RNA, 13567 nt
Organism: Pocillopora meandrina
Lineage: Eukaryota; Metazoa; Cnidaria; Anthozoa; Scleractinia; Pocilloporidae
Source: the annotation of a GenBank genome assembly
AUGGCGUCUUGUAGCAUGAUAAGUUUUUGCAACUGGAGUCAUUUUAAUUCAAGUUUAUACCGUCAUUUUGGUAAAAGUCGUGUGGUAGUUUGGAGAAGGUUAAUUCAUCAAGCAUGUUUCGCACGUUUCAAUACAAGGCAGACUUCGCCGGUAGAAAGUUCUUUCGUACUUUCCAGGCAUUUUUCUACACUAAAUAAGCAUUCUCUGCGUUUCGUUCGUCGAGGAGAACGUGAAGGAGUGUUAAUCAUAAAUAACUGCGGCUUGCAUUUCUCAAGGACGUGUUUACUAGAGAAUGCUGCCAACGUGACGCAACAAACUAAUCAAGAUCUGAACACAGAAAUUAGGAAAGUUAAAGAAAGCGCGGAAAAUGUUUCAUUCGACGAAAACUCCCUAGGAGAAGAGGAGAAGAUUCGAAUCAGUCAAGAUGACGCAUCUAUGCGCACGAAUUGUAGCGAAUUAAAUGACCUUUCCGUUGCGGAUACGGAGCCUUCAUGUGAGGAGACUUGUUCAAAUGAAGACAGUUCUUCCCAAACUUCUGUUCCUCUUACAGCAGGUUUGUAAAUGCUAUUCUCUGUUCCUCUUACAGCAGGUUUAUAAAUGCUAUUCAAUACCCGAAAAGCAGGAUCAUGCAUGGGAAUCAGUUAUUGAAUAACCCUUGAGACAAGUGAAUAACAGAAUAGCAGUUAAUGCGGGCUGCUUGUCCAGGGGGAUGUUAUGUAAUCAGAUCUGAAUGACAAACAAGCAUAUGAUUGGUCUGAAAAUCAAGCAUAAUUGGACUUGUUUGUAAUCUUGUCAAUCAAACAACAAUAAAUUUUCCAUUUAGGAAUGGUCCAUAAUUGAGCUAAAGUAAGGGACACACUAGGCAAUCUUACAUGCACUUCAUGCUAAAUUUGGUCAUCAAUGAAAAUCACAAGCUGAGUUGCCAAUUUCAAUAUUACCUCUAGCCUCUUUUUCAAAGCAAGUCCUGGUGCUCAUCUUUUCAUAUGAUCAUAAUUUUUCAUUCACAUGGAAAUUAAACUCAUUUUCAUAUGAGUGGUUGAGCACAAGACCUCAUUAUGCCUUGUUGGCUGACUAUGCGACUGAAAACCAGUGGCUCCCUUACACCAAGUGGAAUGUCAACUUUAACUAAGGUAAUAGGAAAUUCAUGGAUCAUUGUCAGUAUCAGAGUAACUAGGCACUUAUCCCUCCCUGAGACACCUCAAAAGCCAAUUGAUAACAGGGAUGACUUGUGUUGGGUUAGAGUAGGUGAGCAUUUACUUAGAUACUGACAUUGACCCAGAUGCAUCAACACUCAUGGAAUAUAGAUGAAGAUCAAUGCUCCGCCUAUUUGUGUAACUGUUUUUUUAACAAUGUAUUAUUUAUUUAUUUUUUGUGACAGAAAUGCUGGAAAAGUUCUUGAUGAAUUUCUUUGUUAACAAGCAGGUUAAAAAGGCUGCUCGUGAAAAUGGUUUAUCAAGUAGGAAUUCAAAUACUUUUUUUUUUCAUAUUGUUUUCAUGAUCAAUGUCAUGUUAUUUUAGCCAUACUGUAAGUUAGAUCACUGUGAGGUUACAGAGCUCUUCUGUCACUCAGACCUUUGCUGAGAAGCUUUUCUGUUCUCAUAACCUGUUUGGAAGAUAAUAUAAUGGAGUUGUAAUAAGAAGUUACUAGUUAAUCACUUCUGGAAGUUAAAGGGUUAAAACAGCCGUUCAGGGUGGCAAGACAGGGAGGGGUGGGGGGUGCAUGAUAAGGGUGUGGCUUGACUAGUGGAUGAUGUCACUGGGAGGUGAUUUGACCAGGGUAUGAUGUUUCAAGGGAGCAAUUAUAUUGUAUUCAUGUACCAUCACACUUCCAUUUAAGACAAACUUUAAACAAGGAAUACCUCUUCCUUGUUGUUAGUAUCAUGUUUUAUUUUUAUCUCUUCCUAAAUUCUAUACCAUACAACAGAAACUUAUUUUAUCAAAGCAUAGUCAGAAUUUUUGUUCUUAAAAACUUAUACAUCAUGUUAUAACUAUGUAUUUUUUUCAUUUUACUUUGUAUCAGAUACUUUAUUCAAAGAGAUUUUUCUAGAGUUCAAAAAUAAAAUAAAUUUGCAAGUGGAAGAUGGGAACAAAGAGAUGCUUGAACAGUUUAGUUCAUUGUAUUAUAAUGCAGGUAAGCUAUGGAAAAUAAUAUAAGCAGUAACCUCCUUUGGUGCAAGAAUGAGGGAAUUUUACAUAUUUUUUUGACCAAGGUUUUUUCUUAAAGUUUUAAUUAUCCGAGUAAAUUAAAGCAGAGUGAACGUAAAUUUAGUUCAAAUUAACCCUCUACACCCUAGUGUGCACUUUCUCUAUACUGUUCUCCCUACAUCUCCCAAAGUGCUGACAAGGGGAACUUUUUUAACAAUCAAGAGUGUCUCUAGUUGGUGUUCAUUUUGAAUAUUUUUGUGAUCUACUAUAAAUGCUUGAUUCAGGGGCAAUAUUGUAAGGAGGUAUUAGUAACCACUCAGAGUGGUUAAUGUGUUGAAGAGGGUUUGGAAUUAGCCCAGUAAUAAAUAACUAAAAAAAUGGGUUCAAAUCCAAGGGAAACCAGAUCUUGUUUGAGUUAACCAGAUUUGAGUGAGUAGGGUUCUACUGUAUACCAUUUUCAGCAAGCAGGCUGGCUAAUCCAAUGAAAUGAGCCCAAUCAUGGUUAAAAAUUUGGUGUAUUCUAUUCCCUUUUCAUACCUUGUUUGUGACUUUGAUAAUCAACAGAUUACAUGCAACAGCUCUUCCCAUUGUUCAUGAAAUUUGCUGAGAAAGUACAUCCCAUGCUGGAAAGUUUGGAGGAGGUGAAAAAGAUAUCAGAUUUACGUGGACCUGCUGAUUUGUAAGAGAAUUAUCCUCACUAUAUUGUUUAAUUGUUAGCAUGAACUUUACUUACGGCUCUCUUUAAUCCUUUAACCCCCAAGAUCUGAUUCUUAAUUCUCCCCUUUAGCUACUGCAGAUUUCCAUGUGAAUUAGUCAUGAGAAUUUGGUGUUAGGUCAAGAUUAAAAAUCUACCUCAUAAGUUUGAGUAUUCUCAUUAGCUGUUUGCUGGAUAAUGUAUGGAUAUCAUAGAGAGAAGUUACAUGUAAAUCACUUCUGGGAGGUAAAUGGUUUAGAGAAGGGUUCAGUCUUGUGACCAUCAGUGGCAUUGGUUCUUCUCAGCUUCUGAUGGACUGUCUUCUCUUCCUCAAUGUGAUGUAAGUUAAACAGAAGGAAACCUCCAGCAUUUUGUAAGGUUCCCCUGGCAGUUCACAGGCUCCAAAUUAAUUUUCUUUUUGUGCUGGCUCUAAGUAGCAACUAAUAACAUAAGAUGAAAAAAUUUUGGUUCCCAUCAGAGUAUCAGAGUAGAGUGUGGGGACUCAGAAUUUUUUCUUUGUCCCAUGACUAAAAGAACCAUCUUUCUCUAUUUCUUUACCAAGCUCAAAAAACUUGCCAUCUUUCCUAUUCUAUUUACAUCAGGGCCUAGUUGUUCAAAGGGUGGAUAAGGCUAUCUACAGAAUAAAUUUUUAUUCAGAGGAUGGCUCCUUUCAUUUUGAUGACACCGAUCUAACAGAUGGGGAUUUAUACAUUGUAUGGUGUUAUUUACUCUUUGAACAACAAGGCCCAGGUCCUCCCCUGCCCACUUCUUGAAGAGAAGUUACUACUGACUACAAUUUUUUGAUUUUUUUUUACUGUUGUGACCUUUAGUAUUCACUUGUUGAGUUGGAGAUCAUUCAUUGUAUUUUAUGUUCUGUUAGGUUUCCUGAAGCCAGAGCAAUGAAAAGGAAAAUAAUUUUUCAUGCUGGUCCAACAAACAGUGGCAAGACUCAUGCUGCUAUUGAGAGAUUUCAUGCAGCCGACUCUGGAGUCUACUGUGGUCCACUACGGCUCUUAGCAGCAGAAGUGUUCAAGAGAGCAAAUUAUGCUGUAAGUUGAAGCAAAUAAAAAAACUGUUGCAGCAUCAAAUAUAUUUUAAAGCUUUCUGUUCCUAUCCAUGUUUUUCCUUGCAGCACCAAUACCCUGCAGAGAAGCCCUCCACCCUACCACUCUUAGUCAGCUUUUGCUGUCCCCUCCCUGCUCCAUGGUUUUCAUUCUGUUUCUCCCUUUUUUGAAUGUUUUUUCAGGUGGCUCGUGUUAGUCUAUGAUUCCAGUCUUUUUACUUGAUUUAGAUAAAAUUCUAAUUAAAAACUGUAAGUGUCAAAGUAUGUAGUACCUCUUAGCUACUUAGGGACACUUACAUUCCCGAAUCGGUGUGGGGUGUUGAGAAUGAGCCUCGCUUUUAAGUCACAAUUUUUCCAGAAUACCCUGUCUUGAUAGCCAAUCUUACUUCAAAAAUUUUUCAAUUAUGCAAUUCCACCUAGUUGUUGAUUCAAUAGUUACUCGUAUUCUCAGUUACUAAAAAUCAAAUUCUCUCUAUUGCAAUUUCUAGAAUUCUGCUAGUUGUUCAGUUUCUAUUAAUUGUUGUUUUCAGGGAGUGCUAUGUGACCUGGUGACGGGUGAGGACAGACAGUGGGCAGUGUCACCAGAUGACCCCUCUGAUCAUAUUUCAUGUACUGUUGAGAUGUGUUCCUCUCAAAGACCUUGUAAGUCAUAAUAUUAAUUGGGGCUAUACUUAAAGAAUAGCCUAAUUGCCUUUGGUGAUUUACUUCUGUCACUGGGUGACUUGUAUAGCUUUGUUUUUAUCAAAGCUUUUAAAAGCUGGGCACACCAGAUUUUUGAGAUCAGAGGCUUUUCUCACCUUGCAAAUAUGUUACAAGCUCAACUUACUAAAGCAUGUACUUGCCUUUAGACCAUAUGUCACUUAAAUGUUGUUAGACCUUCCUAAGAAUGGGGGUAUGCAUUGAUGAAGUUUUGCUUUUAAGCAGUAAGCUUAUAAACUUUCAUGAUCAUAGUGAAUUAAAAGAGGACCUCAUAGGGAUGCAGAAAUUUGGUUACUUAGUUACUGUGGUGUGUUCUUUAGUUCCGUGCCCCUCUCCUCUCAGGAAUGUUGAUGGAAACUGGUGGACAGUCAAGGAACAAUUAUAGGGGGAGGGGUUGGAGAGUUGCCUGUGAUGGACUAACAUCCCAUCUAGGGGGAGGACCCAUGCUAUUGCUGCUUUUUACCACUAAAAUAGGAUAAGCUCAGGCAACAGUGAGCUAUUGGGUUUUAAGAUUUUAUAGAUUUAUAUCCACCUGUUGAUUGUAAGUUUUUUGUUCAGUUGAUUGUGCAGUGAUAGAUGAAAUUCAGAUGAUGAGAGACACAGAUCGAGGCUGGGCCUGGUCACGAGCUCUUCUAGGUGAGUUCAAACAAAUUAGGAAGGAUACUUUUCAUGAGCUGGAAGACAUGAUGGUAUAUUGAUUAGCAUGCAGGAAUUUGAAUUAAGAGAUCCAGGUCUGAGCCCUGUCAAAGUCAAUGUAUUUGUUCUUCAGUAAUACACUUUACUCUCUCAGUCUUUCUCUCUUUCCAUCUGGGAGUGUAAGUAGGUGCAAGAAAACUUUACCCAGAGUAACAGUAACCCUUAUUGCUUCAUGAUGGUGAAAUGAUAUGAUCCUUUGUUGGAGUGUCCCAUUAAGCUUGAAGGCUGGUUUUACCUUAACUUUUAUCAGAUUCUUUAAACAUGACACCUUAAGAUAAGAUAGAAUCCUCUAAAUCGAGUAAAUACUUUCAUUUGCUCUUGGUUUGAAUUUAUCCCUAGACUGAAUAUGCCCAAGCUAAAAUUGGGAAAUAUUUCCUGAUAUCCCCUUAUUUUUAAAUCCUGUAUGAAAUGUUGUAAAAGCCUGCCUUUAAAAGUUGAUUUAAUUUUGGAGAGAAAUUUGUGGUUGUGACAGAGGGUGAUCUUUGAUGCCAUGUGAUGGUGAGUGCAAAUCCAAAGGAAAUCUAUUGUGUCACUGAAGUUUUAUUUUUUGUCUUUUUAAUAGGUCUGCCAUGCCCAGAAAUACACGUUUGUGGAGAAAGUUCUGCCAUAAAUUUAGUGGAAAGAUUAGUGUCUUCGUGCAAUGAUGAAUUAGAGGUAAGACUCGCGUGGAAAAUUUUCUCAAGUUUGGACACAGACUCCCAUAAUACCAGUGUUGAACAUGUGCUGUGUCAGUCAUAAUAUUAGCUUUCUUUUCAGGCUUCUAAUCCGCAAUUUUCUUAGUUAUUGUAGCUACGCUGUAUUCUGCGAGAAUAGGUUUUUUUUUAUAGUUGUACCCGACUAAUUGUGCUAAGGUGGACAGAUAAAUGAAACAGACAGAAAGAGAGAAAGAUAUAUCAGUUAUACCUUCAUUCAGUUGUGUCAUUGCGACAAUAAAUGCGCUGAAAUGACCUGGUACAGGCUCCAACUUGCAACAUGAUACCAACAAAACCAUCUCUUGUUCCAUUUUUUAUAUAUCAAUCGCUCUGACGAAGGGCUAACGCUCGAAACGUCAGCUUUUAAACUCUUUACGGUGGCCAAUUUACGUUAUCAAAUCAGUAGAUAAUAUUAAAUUACCCUGUUAUACUCUCGCACCGACGCAGUACCACAGUUUCUUCAGAAACUUGCCCACUUUAUUCAUGUUUUGUGUUACUGACUAAGUUUUGGGUGUGAAAUUGUAAAAUGGACAUGACUUUGGAAAUCCAGCCUCGGAAUGAGAUGUGUUCGUUGUUUUUGUAAACCUCAGGUGCGUCAUUAUAAGAGACUGUGCCCUUUAGAAGUCAGCCAACGUAGUCUUGGUAAGUUAUCCAAAAAAUUAGAAAUUUUUCAGUUGUUGGUGGUACAACGCAGUCACAUUGACGGACCUUAAACUUUCUGGAUCACAGUCCGUACUCUUAGCAAUACUAAGUAACAUCGGUGUUUCGCUUUAGUAAGCUUAUGAACCUUAAUAACAAUUAGUAAUCAUGGAUCAGUGAAGUGCGUUCGAGCCUAGGUAUGGAUAGUUUUGUAAGCAUGCGUGGUUCCUAAACGAAAAGUAACCAGCAACUGCACUGAGUCGUGAUAUGGUUUAUUUUCAGGAGGAAAUUUCCAAAAAAUCCGAGCUGGAGAUUGUGUUGUUGCGUUUUCUCAGUGGGAUUUGUACCAAAUGAGGAGGAAAAUUGAAAGUCAAACAAACAAGAAGUGUGCCAUCAUUUAUGGAGGCCUCCCACCUGGUAAAUAAACUUUAAAGUGGAAGGAGCUUUGUAAAACUCAGAGGUUUUAAAGCUGGUUACCACCGCUUAUAUAAGACGUCUCACCGCCGUCAGUUUUGCUCGCGAACAGCUUCUCGUGUUUGGAUUUCGUCUUACGGCACAGCUGUCUAUUACACCAUCGGCAACCUCUCGAGGGAAAAGUUAUUGAAACCCCUGAAUACUUUCAAGAUUCUUUAUUUUACAAUUUUUUUCUGAACCGUACAGAUUAAGUGGAUAAAUAUUAAUAGAUCAACACGGCGAGAUACACAAAAAAAUUCAAAUAGAACUCAGACUGAUAGACGCCGUUUCAAACCAGCCUCGGACUGUUUCCUUUCUUUUCUUUUGAUGUCACAAAAUUAUGAUAACUCUCUUCUUGUUUAACUUCAGUUACAAAAUUGGAGCAAGCAAUGAAGUUUAAUGAUCCAGAAGAUGAGUGCUCUGUGCUUGUAGCCUCGGAUGCCAUUGGAAUGGGGCUGAACUUGUGAGUCUGUCAAGUGAACUGUAACAGUUAUUUGCACUAAUGUUCGUCUAUACGUGAAAUAUGUUCACUCGCUCUGACGAAUGGCUAACACUCGAAACGUCAGCUUUAAGUAAAGUUUACUCGCCCUGACGAAGGGUUAACGCACGAAACGUCUGCUUAGAAACUCUUCACGGUGGCCAAUUUACAUUUAUCAACUCAAUUAAGUGAUAAAAUCAAAUUAUCUUGUGAUGUUCCUCACUGACGCAGCACCAGAGUCUCUUAAGAAUUUACCCCCUUUAUUUAUCUUAACCCUUUAACUCCCAUGAGUGACCAAGACAGAAUUUCUCCUUACAAUAUCAAUACAAUAUCAAGCAGACAAGUGAUGAGAAUGAAGAAAAAUAUCAAUUAGGAGAUUACAAGUUGAUCCAAUACCAAAUUCUCCAAACUAGCAUAACAAGAACUGUAUGGCAGACAGUAAGGAGAAUUACUUAUGAGAUCUUGGGAGUUAAAGGGUUAAGUGAAUUUGGUUAAUCUUGAGAAACAUAUUCUUAAGGUUAGUUUUCUGUUUUAGUUGGCCUUUUUAGAUUCAUGGUAAGAAAUUUCCGUAACUCUCUAAAUCAUCGAUCUGCACCGGUAUCACAGAGUUCAUGGGUUCAAAUCCCGUUCGGGCCUGAAUAUUUUCAGGUCUUAUUCAACUAUUAGUUCAGUAGUGUUCAUAGCUGCGAGAAUCUCUUAUGCCGCAUUCACACCAAAGCUUAAACAUGUUUAAAAGUUGUUUUGUUAAACACAGUUUAAUUUUUUUUUUCUUCAUAGAAACUAUUUAACCGAAUAUUUUUGACUUGAAUGUAGCACAUUGGAAAUGCAAGUUAGCAAGUACUUGAAUCCAAAGGAAAAUCAAGUUUUUCAGUGCUCUGUUUAUAAUUUUCAUUCAAUGAAAACCAGUUUAACAAAACAUGUUUUGCUGGUGUGAAUGGGGUAUUAUAUUCGUUUCUUCACCGCAGUGCACAGAUAUGAUUUUCAUAUAUCUACAAUCAUUAUUCAUCGAUUUAAGUUCGUUUUAAACGUUCAUCAAUAUUCUUAUUUUAACGUAUUUUGAGUUUUGCUUGUCCAUUUUUCCCUUUCCAUUUUUUCAGAAACAUUAAGAGAAUUGUGUUCAGUUCACUUUCGAAAUAUAACGGCAAUAACAUGGUGCAGCUAACUUCCUCUCAAGUGAAACAGAUCGCAGGUCGUGCCGGCAGAUUUGGCUCGGCUCAUUCCAAGGGAGAAGUUACCACGUAAGAAAGCUGCUGAUUUCCUCCAUUAAAACAAUUUUCAGCUUUGAGUAAAAGUAGUGUGGAACCAAGUCUGAGGAUGUAUUAUGUUCUCUUGCGAGUAUAACAGUCAGUUUGGAAACUUAGAAACGGAUCACUAUAAGUCGAUUUCCAGCUCCUUUGACUAACAAAUACUAACUUGAGCGAUGUCUCUUAUCUCGAAACAGGGUCAGGGGAUACGACUCCAAAACUCUUCAAAGGCUGAUGAAAGAACCUAUAAAAGAUGUGGAGGUAACUGUUGAAGGCGAAUGUGAUGGCUAUUUGAUGUUAAGGUGUCUUUCAAAUAGUUUAAUGAAUGCUUGCUUGAAAUUAUUUGCGGUAUUCCUCUGCAUUUAACAAGUACAGCUUGGAACCUAAUGUCACCAUGUACCGCGCGACAAGCUCUCCUUUCCUGGUGACAAUAAGUAUCUUAUAUACAAGCAUUAUUUGGCUUAACACUUCGCAAUUGACUUCGGGCAACAUGGUUUGGCUCCUUAGUUAAAUUUGUAAAACAUCUCAGGUUCGAAUCCCUGACUCGUUUUUCCAAGUUUGAAAAAUCUCUGACGAAUGAUCACGGACACACGGCGACAAGAGCUACACAAAGAUCUCCGCGUAUGGUGCAAUAUCUUUAGAAUUUCUGUGUGAAUGUAUUCAAGGAUUUUAUUAAUAUAAGCUGCGUUAGGGGUAAAUUCUGCCGCUCGAAUCUGUACUUAAAGAAACUCUUCAAUCCAUCCUUGUUUAUUCUGGUCUUCCAUUGCUAAAAAGCACCAGCUUAGUUAACAACACAGGAAAGAAACAAAGAUAAAUCAAUGGAAUUUUGUGUACAAAGCUUCCUACAGCGUUUGAUAACAAUGAAUUUUCAACAAUACUUAAUUGUGAAGAUCAUUCUCGGGCAUUCUUUUAGUAAUUUACGAAUUGCUUCUAUUUUAUCCUUCCCUUUUUUUCUUCCCUUUUUUCUUCCCUUUUUUCUUCCCUUUUCAGGCGGCCGGGUUAUCCCCCAGUAUGGAACAAAUUGAAAUGCUCGCUCAACAUCUACCGGAUGCAAGUCUCUUGAAGUUAUACGUAAGUCCAUGUUGCGUCUAAAGUUUUGCGAGAGUACCUUGGUUUUAUUUUCCAUCUCUUUGUUGUUGUGAGAAAUUCGCGCCAGUCACUCACCAAGUACCGCGCGCCUUGUCGCCCGCGUUUUCCCGCGCUUCAGGCGGUUUACAUACACGUAUAUUUACGUUUAGCUCUUCUUAGUUUCCUGUGUUAUUUUCCUUCGCUCUUAUUGGUUCGGUUUUACGAUAGGUAAUUAAAAUGCGAAAGUUUUAGCAAGAAGAUGUGCAGACUUUGAUUGAAGGUGAUCCUUAAAUCAAUAAAUGGUUUGAACCCGCGGGUAACAUUUGAUCACGUGGUCUGAUCUCACUUUCGCUCUGGUUAUCGAAACUUCAGUCACCGCUUCCGAUGAGAGUCGUUCCCAGGACUACACUUACGCGGACGAUCAGACUACAUGAUCCAGUGGUUCAUAAACGUGACGCAACGUAUUCGAAUGUUAACUUUCAGCCGUUGCCCUUUAAUUUUGUUUGAAAAGUUGCUAAAUACUCGUUAUUGUUUAACAUAGUUUGUUCUUUAAUUCUGAAUUAAAUACGUAAAGUUUGUCAAUAUCUUAGGAAACGUUUGAAAGCGUGGUUCAACUGGAUGGUGCAAACUAUUUCAUGUGCGACCUCGCAGAUGUCAAGGUUUGUGUACUGUGUUAAAAUGUGCAACAGUUAUUAGGAUUCAGUUAAAUGGCCUCAGUUCUGUGUGAGAUCUGCAAUUAGUCCAAAAUUUAUUCCAGUACAGCAACCCAUCACGUCAAACACAAGACCCAUCGUUCCCUUAGUUUCAAAUGAGCAGAGAAUUGGGACGAGGCUUGUUGAAUGGUUGAGAAAGCGUAUACUCGUAUUUUUCUGAGAAGUUUAAUCCUUAUUGUUUACAUUUAUUUUGUUUUUGUGUUGUUUUCCUUUUUGUUUUUUUAUUUCAUAGAUUUUAGCAAGAAAACUAGGAGGAAUUCCUUUGUCGAUAAGUGAUCAAUUUGUAUUCAGCAGAGCGCCAAUCAGUGUGAAAAAGUCGGUCACCGUAGAUCUCGCUGUAAAGGUACGAGGAUUUUUUGUCACAUUCCAAAAAUGCCUAAGCAGAAGUGUUUUAUAAGUUGAAUUCAUGGAAGAAUAGAGGAGGCAAACAUAACUACAACACAGAACUCCUCAAUUGCUGGAGUAAACUUUAACCCUCUAACUCCCAAAAGUGAUUAACAUGUAUCCUCCCCAUAAUGUCUCUAUAUUAUCCAGCAAACAGGUAAUGACAAUACGCAAACUCAUCCCCGUCAUUGGCAGUUAGUUGGCAAUCAAUUUUCUACAGCCCCCCCCCCCUUUUUACUCUGUUGGCGACGAAUGAUAUCCCCCCUCCUUUUCCACUAAAAACCACGUGACCUCCCAAAAAUCCUCCAUUCCCGACUCCACCUCUUCCCCCCCCUCCCCGCGAUAAAUCAUAACUGGUCCGUUAUCUGAAUGGUCACACACGGGUGUUCUUCUUUUAAUUUUUUCGCUGAUUUCUUUUUGAGUUAAAAGUUACGACUUUAUUCACUACAAAAGCCAGCAUUUCAUGAAAGCUCUUCCGUGUCUCCUAAUAUCAAAUCUCUUUGGUAUCUACCACACUUCCUUCGAUGCUAGUUGCUAAGGAAUACUAUCUUCAUGAUGGAAGUAAAGUAAUUCCCAUUUAUUCCUAUCAGUUUGCAGAAUGUGUAAGUGCAGAUUCCCCGAUAACAGCUUCAAAGCUCAAAACGUUUUUAAAGUGGCCGCCCCAGGCUCCCAGGACGCUGGAACAACUAAAGAGUUUAGAGACGUUACAUGAAGGACUUGAUCUAUAUCUUUGGCUCAGGUAGGGUUAUCAUGAAAGAAUCGAGACUAAGGUUAACACUUAAUAGUCUCCUCUACUCCGCAAUUCACUGAUUUCUCUAAGAUAAGUUAUAACCUGGAAAACAGAUUUUUUUACUCUAAAAAUAUCUUUAGAGGGAGGGAGAGGGAGAGAGAUAGUUUGUUUUGAGGGCUCCAGUUUCUUAGGUUCAUUUUCUCCCUUUGCAGUGCGCUGUAAGACCUUUUCAUUUGAUACUGUAGUCUGAUCACUCGAGCAAGCCUGAGAAGGCAUGUUGUCAGUGGUAGUGACUGACUUUUUAGCAACCUGAGCAUACUUUAUCACGAGGGUCAAGCCACCUGUCUCUGAUGAUGACUUUCGCGCAGGUUACCUCUUGCUUGAUCUGGGUUCAAACCAUUUACUCGGAGAUCUUUAAAGUUUAUUCUACCAAGUGAGGGCCUUUUGAGACUCAAUACUGCGGCUUGGUCCUUUCUGUUGAAAAUCCCUCAUUAUUUUAUUUGUUCUUUUUCUCUUUUUUCCUCGCAGUUACCGUUAUCCUCAAAUAUUUGUAGAUCAGCAAAAUGUGUACAAGAUGCAGGAUGACGUAGAAGCUAUAAUUGGUGAUACAGUGUCGUCCAGUUCAUUCGGUGGAUCCUCGAUCAGCCUGCCGUCACGAAGAAGACGUUUGAAAGCAAGGUUCGGCGAUAAAAACCAGAUAAAGUGGAUGAAUUAUCCCAAAUUUUGAGGUUAUAUAUUCGAUUAUUUCAUUUUAGUUCCUGGUAGAAUUAUAUGUAAAUGUGUAUGUAUGUAUAUAUAAAUUUUGUUCGGUUUCGCGAUGGCAUUCGCUAAAUCAUGGUUUCAUCAUCAUCAUCAUCGCUCGUUGCGCCAACGUGACGGCCUAGACACAUUAGGCCAUCACGUUGUCCGCCCAACCCCCCCUGUGGCGUGCCGCCGCCAUGGCAACAAUGCAGCUCUUCCAUCCCGCCUUGCCUCUCUCGCUUUCGACAGUCCUUCUCCACGUGGUCUUUGGUCUCCCUCUCGCCCUUCUCUGGCUUCGAUCUUCUGGUCUGGCUUUUUUAGUCUAUACCACACAGAAACCAAAAAGAAGUUUAUUUCAAUCAAAACAACGAAAAAAAUAGUCGUAAAUUAAAACUCUCGACGCGCGAUUUUGUAUUUUCGGCUGCUCUGAUGUGAGUAGUACUUGCCGUUCACUUUCGACCUAGCCAAUUAGCGCGCACAGAAAGCACCAUUCACCUGUGUGGUAUAUUCUACCUUAAGAUAUUUCAUGCACUGAAGACAAAUUUUCUCCGACCAUGAUGAAUUAAAUGAUGUGAAAGAAUUAUGAAUUACUAGUUCAAAUUCUAUCCUACUGAAGACCCAAAUUUUCCAAAUAAAAAAUAUAAGUAUAUAUUUUUUAUAAACAUUUUGCUAACAGAACUAUUGCGUAUUUUAUUUAAUUUUGCAGAGGCUCUACAGUUAAAAUAACAAGAGUUUCGUCGCCUGCACACAAGUUCUAAAAUCUUGAAGAAGUACUUCCCAAGCUUCCUCUCUCCAAAAGGGAGAGUUUACCAAAGUUAAAGACCAAGAUUUGACUCAAGAUGUACGUCGUCGAAUUGUCGUGUCAGCUGGGCCAGUUCUCUUAUGGUCUACGUGUGCUGUGAAAUCGUAAUUUUUAGAUGGGUUUCCAGAUAUUUGGCGCUUCUGUGUUACGCACCUUCCAACAGCUCUACAUAAAAACUUUAUUGUGUGGAAUGUUGAUUUUUCAGAGUUAAAUGUGACUUCAUGAAUAAACAAGUUUGUAAGAAGCCGACAAUUUUCAGUUUCCAUAAUAAUUUGUAUCUUUUGUUUUAAUUUUCCGUGAAUGAAUACUCUAACAAUAAAACAUGA